Messenger RNA from Planococcus citri (citrus mealybug), 1352 nucleotides. RefSeq names its product galactose-3-O-sulfotransferase 3-like. Lineage: Eukaryota; Metazoa; Arthropoda; Insecta; Hemiptera; Pseudococcidae. The coding region runs from base 127 to 1284 and encodes 385 amino acids. Gene Ontology annotation, biological process: glycolipid biosynthetic process. Gene Ontology annotation, molecular function: galactosylceramide sulfotransferase activity. The transcript has 2 exons. Gene Ontology annotation, cellular component: membrane. The record is from RefSeq and is a predicted model, not a curated record.
GUCACAUUUGUACACAAUCUAGCAAAGCUAUAACAGUGAAAACCAUGUAAAGCGAAAAAUAAUCUACCCUUGCACUUAUUACGUUCACAAUACAGUAGUAUUUUAACCGAAGUGAACAAAACCAAAAUGUGUUUCAUUAAAAGCAAAACUCUUUUACGAAUGAAUUUUUUUUCUAAAAGACGCAUCGUUAUACUUCCAUGUAUUUGCUUCUCAGCUUUACUUUUUCUCCUCGCAUAUUUAAAUUUGAGAUUUCUGGAAUCGGAUCUGACUUUGUUUGAAAGAGUACAAGACGCCACCAGCGAGCCAUUAGCUUAUAAAUGCUGCACCCCGAUGAAUAACUCCAUCCGGACGAAUGUAUUUUUCAUAAAAACUCACAAAACUGGAGGCACCACUGUCAAAAAUGUCAUUAUACGAUUUGCCCUUCUGAACUCGCUCGAUAUACUGGGAGUAAGAUAUGAUUAUUCUUACAAUUCCCCGUUUUCAGACUGGUCAAUACGUUCCGGCAAGAAGACACCCAAUAAUAAAUACAACGUGCUUGCGACACAUGCUCGGUAUGACCCCAGAAUGAGAUUAUACCAAUACCCUGAUACAUCGAUGGUAACAAUACUACGACAUCCGGUUCCAUUAUUCCAAUCACUAUACACUUAUUUCCGACUGGACAAAAUCACAGGUAUAUCUUUUCAACAGCUCUUGAAUAUGCCAGUCAAGCCAGAACCGUUAACUGAUUUCCACGGCAAAAAAGCGUAUAGAGGAUAUAAUCAAGUGAGCGUAGAUUUAGGAUUUGAUUGGACUCAAAGCAAGAAUAAGACCGCCGUCGCCGAAUUCAUAGCGAGAAUAGAUCGAGAAUUUGAUCUGGUCAUGAUUACCGAGUACAUGGACGAGUCGUUUGUUUUAUUGGCCAAUUUAAUGGGAUGGCCAUUGGAAUACGUCGCUUCUUUGAUGUUAAAUGUCAUGCUACCAGAAUCCAAUCCAUAUAUUUUGACACCGCAAGACAAAUUAACUAUAAUGGAUCUCAAUCAAGUUGAUAUGCAAUUGUAUAACCAUUUCCUGCAGAAAUUUCUAAAAUGCAAGCGACAAUAUGGCGAAGAACGUUUGAACCGACAAGUUCAACAGUUGAGAAUCAUGAAUAACAAUCUUAAAGAGAGAUGUGUAGGCGAAGAAGUUACGAUUUACAACCAGGUUGACGUACAAAGACUCGGGUAUCUGCCUAAAAAUGAAUCCGACAUGGUAUGUGUUUAUUCGAUGCAGUUGUUCUCAGAUAGAACUUCUCCAUACAAUCCGUAAAAAAAAAUCCGACUAACUGAAAUUACGAUACAGACAACGUUUCAAAGAGAAGUUGAAUUCAACAAAAG